ACAAGAGUUAGUAAUCAAUUGUACUGUUGAUUAAAUAGCUAUCGUUGGAUAACACGUGUCAAAGAUGUCAAUCCCGACUUUCAUCGAUAUCACCGAAACGGAACAGUGCGAAGAACUGCGCGAAUACUUGACGUCUUUGGGCGCAACUUUGGGUCAAAAGAGCGACACUUUUGUGUCUGAAUUGAAGCAAAUAAUCGGCGUUUCGGACACUCUGUUGACUGAAUCGGACAAAGACGCCGACACUGAGUCGGUUCUCAACUCAAUUGUCUCUCUUUUGUUGACUUCAGUUCCGCAAUCUUCACCCGAAUGUUCGCUUCUUGUGAAUCACUUUUGCGAACAACUAUUGAAAGCAAAUAACGCAAAGACUUCUUUGGUUUGUCUUCGAGUUCUGAAGAAUCUGUUUUCGGGACUCAUUGACGUCGAUCUUCGGUUCCGUGUUUACGAGACUUUGGUUCGAUUGGCGGCCAUUUCUCUUCAGAUUGGACUCGUUUUCGAAGACACUCUCAAACUGAAGGAAUGGUUUCCCGUGAAGACUGUUGGAACCGAAAGAUGGCAACGAUUGCUACGACUUCUCCACGAAGUCCUCCUCAGUGCCAAACAGUCGGAAGCGGCGUCACGUGUUCUCAUAGAGUUGUUGUCGACUUAUACUGAAGACAACGCUUCUCAGGCUCGCGACGAUGCGCACCGGUGUAUUGUCUUCUUUCUGUCCGAUCGAAACACUUUCCUAAUGGACCACUUGUUGGCUCUAAAACCGGUCAAAAUCCUCGAAGGAGAACCCAUUCACGACUUACUGACCAUUUUUGUGGCCGAAAAACUGUCCGCUUAUAUCAAGUUCUAUAACGCGCGCAAAGACUUUGUCGACAGUUUGGGAUUAAAUCACGAGCAAAACCUGCAGAAAAUGCGAUUAUUGACUUUCAUGCAAAUGGCCGAAUCGCGCAAAGAAAUCCCGUUCGACGCCAUUCAACACGAUCUUCAGCUAAAUCCAGAUCAGGUCGAGUCAUUCGUCAUCGACGUUCUUCGCACGAAAUUGGUGCGCGCGAAAGUGGAUCAAGUGAACCAUCGUGUUCUUGUGUCUUCUACAAUGCACCGAACCUUCGGAAGACCGCAAUGGAUUCAAUUGCGCGAAACUUUGCAUAAAUGGGCCCAAAAUUUGGCUAAAGUUCAGCACACGGUUCACGUGGCCACUUCUCGAGUGGAUUCUGUCGGCGCGUAA
Molecule: messenger RNA, 1213 nt
Organism: Oppia nitens
Lineage: Eukaryota; Metazoa; Arthropoda; Arachnida; Sarcoptiformes; Oppiidae
Gene: eIF3m
Product: eukaryotic translation initiation factor 3 subunit M-like
Exons: 3
Coding region: 65-1213 (382 amino acids)
Biological process (GO): cytoplasmic translational initiation
Cellular component (GO): eukaryotic translation initiation factor 3 complex; cytoplasm
Molecular function (GO): translation initiation factor activity
Source: RefSeq, a predicted model, not a curated record